AUGUCUCAACUCAAAUCGAGGACACAAACAUCAUCACGAAAAACGCUCAUCAUUAUUGUGGUCUUGUUCUUCUUUGCGAACGGUGGUUUAUUUUUAUUUGUCAUCAAUCGGCGGUCUUCGGCUUCGAAUCUCUCCUCUGAUAAUGAGAUCCAAGAUGAUUUACCAAUGAUUAGUGACUCGGAUCUGCAUGAUAACUUUCCUUCGGACGAUACCAUCACCUUCCUGAAAAACCAAUUCGUUUCAUUGGAGAAAGAAAAUAAUGAAAAGGAUAACAAGGACAAAUCAACUAUGGAACAAACUUCCGAGUCGGAGACAAGGUCAAUCACACCGACCAACUCAAACACUGCUUCAACUCGAAUGGUUCCAAUGAAUGUUCUUGGAGAAGAAUUUUACCCAAUCACCAUUGCAACAAAACUCAAUGAAAAUGCUUGCAAAUUAUUGUAUUCUGCUUUGAGAAAUGGAAUCAAUUUCAAUAUUUUAGGAUAUGGAAUGGAGAAGUUCACUCUCUCACAAAAAAUUGACAUUACUUUUGAAGAAAUUGAAAAAGUGAACAAUCCAAAUGCCAUUUUGAUGUUCUUGGAUGCGUAUGAUGUUGUUGUAUUGCAACAUGCAGAAGCUAUUAUUUCAAAAUUUUUGAAAAAGUUUCCAGGUUACUCAGCGGUCUAUAAUGCAGAAAUGAAUUGUCAUCCAUUUGGUGUGGUUGAGAGUGCAAAGAAACGAUGGGGAGGAGAUCCGUAUUGUUUGAGUCAAUACCCACCAUCUCCCAAUAGAUUUCGAUAUUUGAACAGUGGAGCUUUUAUAGGUCGUCAAUCUGCAUUAUUGGAUCUGUACAAGAAAAUUCUUGCAUUGCCUCAAGAUAUCAAGGAUGAUUUAUUUGAUGAUCAAGGAAUGACUGCAUAUGUUUGGUUGACUCAAGCACGAGAUUAUCUCACUUUGGAUUACAAGGGUGAUUUGUUUUUAUCACUUUUGGAAGUGCAAGCUCAUGAAUUUCGAGUUCAUAAACAGAAUAAUCCACCUGAACGAAACGAAGACGUCACAGCAACACAUGCUGACUUUUGGUUGGAAUUUAACACUCAUCACAACUAUCCAGCAACUCUUCAUGGAAAUGGAUGGGGUAAAUGGACCUUAUUUUCUGUGGAAGCAACAUUGCCGUGGAAUUGGAAGUCUUUGGAUUUUACCAAAGCCAGUGAUUUUGUUUGGAUUAACGGAGAGAAGACAAGCUUCAACUCUAUUUGUUCCAAAUAUUAA
Naegleria lovaniensis is the source of this 1248-nucleotide messenger RNA. RefSeq lists its product as uncharacterized. The transcript has a single exon. The record is from RefSeq and is a predicted model, not a curated record. The coding region runs from base 1 to 1248 and encodes 415 amino acids. Lineage: Eukaryota; Heterolobosea; Eutetramitea; Acrasida; Naegleriidae.